This is a messenger RNA of Onychostoma macrolepis, 1698 nucleotides long. RefSeq lists its product as uncharacterized. The record is from RefSeq and is a predicted model, not a curated record. The transcript is spliced from 5 exons. NCBI's taxonomy places the organism in Eukaryota, Metazoa, Chordata, Actinopteri, Cypriniformes, Cyprinidae. The coding region runs from base 7 to 900 and encodes 297 amino acids.
CAGGUGAUGUAUAACCACCCUGUUUUCUUUCUUUUAAUUUUUUCUUUCAUCAGGUGGCUGAUUAUUUCUCUGCUGUUCAUCUCGCCUGGUGCUUCUUCUCUAACGGUGGAGGGACGAAAGGGCGGCAAUAUUACUCUGCCGUGCAGUUUGACGAACAGAGAGGAUUUAACUACUGUUCUGACAUUUGGGCCCAUAAAGGCUUAUGGUGCCCAUCAGGAUAAAUGGUACAAGGACCGUGUGCACAAGACUGGGAGUUGCAAUCUCAUUCUACAAGACUUGAAGACCACUGAUGCUGGAAAGUACGUCUCUCAAGUUUUUGCCAACGGUCAACUACUCAACAUCUACACUUAUGACGUCCAUCUUAAAGUUACUUUAACAGGACAGAAGGGCGAAGAGCUGAUGUUUGAGCUUCCACGUGAGGCUGAGAGCGUUGAACAAAUUACAGACACAAACUCGAAAGAGGUGUGGAGGCGUGGAGAGGGUGUCCCGACUGACUGGCUGAGCACUGAAAGCUUCUCAUCCAGUGACACUGGAACAUACAGAGUCCUGAACUCAACAGGAGGAAUCCUCGUCACUGUGACGGUCACAGAGUCGAGUACUGGCUUGAUGGACAGAAUGGACCACACACACGAGGACGAACCUCAUGACAGGGAGCGAGUUCAUGUUUGUGUUGGGAUUGGGUUUGGGGUUCUGGUGGCUCUGAUUGUGUUUGUUGUCAUCAUGAACCAUCGGUGUCGGAACAGGAACGAGGAACGCAAUUCCUACCAAGAGGUCCAACUGAAAGAAACCGUACAGGGGCCCAGAUCACCGAACAACAGCAGUGGUUGCUUAGUUUGCCUUCAGUGCCAACAGAUCUGCAGAGGAUCCUGCCAACAUAUCAUUCCUGACUCAGUCAGUUGAUGAAAUGUCUCCACCUCCUCCAUGUUUUUUCAUGGAUUUUCAGACUAGUAGAAAGAAAACAUCCAAAAAAACACUGUUUCUUUUAUAGCACUUUAUCUAUUUGUCACUGCUUUGUUUAUCCGCCAUACUUGUAAGAUAGUGCUGCCUUUCCGCUAUUGAGUUUAGGCAGGGCAUUUGCAACUGAAAACUACUGCGUGCGAGCUUCAAAGGCGAUAGAGGCUAUUUAAAUAAAUAGCAUAUCACUAAAAAAUACUGCUAUUUUCACUUAGCGCAAAUAGCUUUAGAUUCUAUUUAUUCUGUGUUAAAAUAGCAGGAUAUUCUGCUAAUUACUUAUUGCAAAUAGUGGCAAUUAUCUGCACCUCUGCAUUGUAAUACAUUAAAAAAUUACACUCAAUAAGUUAUUGCAUACUGCUUUAUCAUUUUAUUAGUAAAUGGAUACCACCUUAUUGGGACAAAAGCCUCUCAAUAAAAGAAUCAAUUCUUUGUGUUUUUUGAAAGAUUUGAUUUUGUUGUUUUAAUAAUUAACAUUACCUUCUUUGCUAGUAUGACUCUCACUACUGUAGGGGAAUUUACAGUAAAGACCCUCGGACCAGGUGUGUUGAAUGAAGACCAGAAGUCAAGAGAUUCGAUCAAAAAUGAAUAAAACUUACUUAAGAUAGUUUAUAUUCAGGACUGGUAGCAAUGUAUUUUCAUUAACUUUUAACAUAAUUUCAUUGUACUAUCAUUUUACUCUAGCCCAGCUUAAAACUUGUCAGAAAUGGCAUGCCUUUUCAAAUAAACAUCUUUCUUUUUACUUUA